AUGGCUAAAUUAGGUUUUUGUCCCAAUUUAAUUGUGUAUAAUUGUCUCAUUGAUGGCCAAUCUAGUUCAGGAAAUCUAUCUGAAGCCACACAAUUGUUUUUGGAGAUGGAAAAGUUCAAAAUUUCACCUGAUGGUUUUUGUGGCGUGGGUAGAACUGGAGAAGCAGAUGUGUUACUGACAAGAAUGAAUAGUGAAGGGGUUAUUGCAGACUCUGUGACAUACAAUUCCCUAAUCAAUGGAUACUGUAAGGAAGGAAAUAUGGAAAAGGCUCUGGAGGUGUAUUCUCAAAUGACUAAAAGUGUAAAGCCAGAUGUUAUCACCUUUUCUACAUUGAAUGAUGGUUAUUGCAAGGCUGGGAACGUGCAAUCUGCUACAAGUUUAUACUCGGAAAUGGUAAUCAAAAGUAUUGUGCCCGAUCGUGGGCAUCUGACAGUGAAGCAUCUGAUCGGUGUGAUGAUGUUGCAUGCUGACGUGAUAAAGAUGGGUAUCAUGCCAAAUGAUAAGGGUGAUGGUCCAUCUUGUAUUGAAUUGCCUGCAUCUGCACUGUGCCAAACUGGAUAUGGCUGA
Molecule: messenger RNA, 567 nt
Organism: Dovyalis caffra
Lineage: Eukaryota; Viridiplantae; Streptophyta; Magnoliopsida; Malpighiales; Salicaceae
Source: the annotation of a GenBank genome assembly